Molecule: messenger RNA, 2227 nt
Organism: Haliotis rubra (blacklip abalone)
Lineage: Eukaryota; Metazoa; Mollusca; Gastropoda; Lepetellida; Haliotidae
Product: protein-lysine N-methyltransferase EEF2KMT-like
Exons: 8
Coding region: 18-1277 (419 amino acids)
Source: RefSeq, a predicted model, not a curated record
AAAGCUAAUUAACAAAGAUGGCCGCGUCCUGUGAAGAGAAUCAGAAUGCCCCGUGCAGAGAAGAAAUGCUCAGAGAACUUAGCUCACAAUUCCUAGAAAUGGUGCCUGUUCGCAGAAUGAAACUUAGGGAUGAGUAUGCGGACAGUUUGGUGACGUAUGCUGAAGGACAGAGACGUAUCCUGCAGAGCACCAUCCUGCAUCCAGUGUGCCGGGUUUACCCUCCAUCUCUCAGCUACAGGCGGUACUUCAUGAAGCAGCUCAUCCACAGGCUGGAGGACUACCCCACGGAGGUGUGUGAUGAAGUGUAUGAGGCCUACACAGAUCUGCUGGGUCAGCAGGAAGAGGAGGAUGACACUCUGUGUUACAAGACAUACACACUGCCACUGGGUGAUCAGAUAUCUCUACAAGAAUCGGUACAUCUCGUGUCACAGGGAACAACCGGUCUCAGCACCUGGCAGGCAGCACAGCAUUUGGCUGAAUGGGUCUUUGAAAAUCAAAAUAUUUUGCAGAACAGGAAUGUGUUAGAGCUGGGAAGUGGCUUGGGGUUGACUGGUGUGGCAGUCUGUCGACAGUGUGGCGGCAAGCUCAUCAGCUACACCUUCAGUGACUGUCAUCCGCAAGUGUUGUAUAUGUUGGCUAGAAACAUUGAACUCAAUCUCAAUUACAACAUUCAAAAAUCUGAUCCUGGCUCUGACAGGGACAAGAAGAUACUCCGAAAAAUACGUAGACAACUCAGUCUGAAUGCAGAAACAGGCUUAUGUGAUACUGAGAGACUUGAGAAUGAGGCGGUGACCUCCCCCACAAGGUCAGAAGAGGAGACAAAUCAUAACGAAGACCCUGAUGAGAUUCACACUGAUCUGGAGGACCUGGAACUAAGUCACCGUCACUGGAAGCUGGAUGAGACAGGGUUGAGGGGCACUUUGAAGAAAGAUGACAGAAUUAGGAUUGCCAAGCUAGACUGGGAAUGUGUCAGUGAUAAGCUGCUGGAGAAACUCAAGCCAGAUGUUAUUUUGGCGGCAGAUGUGGUGUUUGAUAUGAGCAUCAUCCCAGCUCUGGUGUCGUUACUGCGCCAGCUCCUCACCAGCUCCCCUGACACAGGGCAGGACCCCGUGGCAUACAUCACCUCCACCGUCAGGAACGAGGACACCCGUGAUUGCUUCCUCAUUGCCCUAGGAAAUGAAGGUCUGGCCUACUCUAUAAUGGAACCACCCACGGCACAUAUAUUUCAUUAUGACAGAUCAGUCCCUAUUGAGAUAGUGAAGAUAUUUGUGCAGUGAAAUAUCACAGUACCAGCAUACUGUGUGGGACCGGGACUGUUUGGAGAGAUACUGUGACAAUCACAUCCCCAGCACCGCUGUUGUCAAUGUGGCUUUAUCAUACACAAGGCUUGGACAUAAUCACUGGGGGUAGGGGUGGGUGGGUGGGGGUUUAAACUGUAAAGGGAGGGACAAGGGGAGGAAGAUUACUCGUCAGGGAUAAACUUGCCCAACAUAUUGCCCCUUUUUCUUCAGACAUAUAUCAAUAUGACCCAUAUGCAGUAAAGAAAAGUUUGUCCUUGUCCUUGUUAUUGAAAUUUAAGACAUGAUCAGAAAUGUUUGUUUCAUAAUGCUUGUUGUAUCUCCAUGUGAUUAACUAAUGGCAUCUCUACUGGUUUUAGUCGUUUUUUGCUGAACGUUCCCAGACAGGGAGAACAUUCUCAGCGAAUUCUUGGUUCUUCAUGGUAUUCUUCAGUUUACAACCUGAGACAUCAACCAUUCAAACCAUAUGUUGAAUAAUGUUAAUUACAAACCCCUAGAAACGAUUAACAUGUAAAUAGUCUGGAGAUGUGCUAAUAGUCUGUAAUAUAUGAUUACAUAAUUUACUAGUGAUUGCUAUACAUUUUAAUAGAUUGUAGUGGAAGUGAGUUUUCCAGCAAUUGUAUGAUUCAUGUAAAUAUUUCACUGGGAAAAUCAUGCUGGCUACUACGGUGUCUGGUUAAAUGAAGCAGACAUAAAAUUCAAGGAAAUGUUCUAGUCAAACAGUCGAUGAAAGUAAAGUGUUGAAACUUCCGUCUUGAUGUGCCAAUAUUAGAGUUAUAUAUCACCAUAUAUGUCACGUAUGUUAUAUUUGGGAUUACACGUUCUCAGUAAAGUACAGAUUCUAGUACUUUUGUUGGGUUGAGUCCCAUCCGUGAUUCGAACCCACACCCUGAGAGUCAGGCACACUAAGUGCCGACACAUUGUGUAGU